This is a messenger RNA of Neltuma alba, 1286 nucleotides long. RefSeq names its product pentatricopeptide repeat-containing protein At2g17033-like. Gene Ontology annotation, molecular function: protein binding. Bases 1 to 1224 code for a protein of 407 amino acids. The record is from RefSeq and is a predicted model, not a curated record. NCBI's taxonomy places the organism in Eukaryota, Viridiplantae, Streptophyta, Magnoliopsida, Fabales, Fabaceae. The transcript is spliced from 3 exons.
AUGCAACAAGAUAGAGCGAAAGAAGCCGGGGACAGAGCUGGAGCUGGUAAAGAGGAAGCGAGGUUGGGAGAAGAAAGCGAAAUACAGGCAGAACGGAGAACUGAACAUUCUACUCCGGAGAAACCCGAACCGCUUUAUGCAAGAAUUGCUGAAGCACCUUGGUACAGUUGGAACUCUAAGAUUGUAGCUGAGCUUGCUGCUUUGCUGGAUAAGCAGGAACAAUAUUCAGCCUGGGAAACUCUAAUUUCGGAAGCCACUUCCAAAUUAGAGUCUGGCUCUCGAGAUCUGGCUCUUUUCUAUUGUAAAUUGUUGGAGUGUCACUCCAAGCAAAGUUCAGAAAGAGGGUUUGAGAUUGCUUAUUUGUACCUAAGCCAGCUUCUUCAUAGUUCAUCAUCCUCUAUUUACAUAAAACGUCGUGUUUAUGAAUAUAUGGUCAGUGGUUUAUGUUCAAUGGAUAGGCCUUGUGAGGCCGAGAAUUUGGUUGAGAAUAUGAGAAUCAAAGCACUUGAACCUUCAGCGUUUGAAUUCAAGUCUAUCAUGUAUGGUUAUGGAAGAUUGGGAUUAUUCCAAGACUUGGAGAGACUUUUGGUUCAAAUGGAAAAAGAAGGGUUUGUCAUUGAUACAGUUUGUUCAAACAUGGUUCUUUCAGCGUACGGAAUGCACGGUGAGCUAACGAAGAUGGUUUCAUGGCUUCAAAGGAUGAGGAAUGCAUCGAUUCCGUUCUCAAAAAGGACGUAUAAUUCUGUUUUGAAUUCAUGUCCUGUUCUCAUGAGAAAAUUGGUGGACUUGAAUGGCUUCCCAUUGUCAAUUGAAGAGUUGAAUGCUAUUCUGGAAGGAGAUGAAGCUAUGGUGGUUGGAGAGCUAAUCAGGUCAACCGAGAUUCUAGAAGAGGUCAUGGUUUGGGACUCUAAGCAGGCAAAGCUGGAUUUACAUGGACUGCAUUUGGGUUCAUCCUAUCUAAUUAUGUUACUUUGGUUGCAAGAAAUGCGACAAAGGCUGAACGAUCCAGGUUACGCGAUUCCUGCGGAAAUUGUUGUUGUGUGUGGUUCAGGGAAGCAUAGCAGUCUCAGGGGACAAUCUCCUGUGAAAACGUUGGUGAAAGAGAUGAUGGUGAAGAUGAAGAGUCCUCUGAGAAUUGAUGAUAGGAAGAACAAUGGUUGUUUUGUUGCUAAGGGUAAAGCUAUGAGAGAUUGGUUGUGUUUGGGACACGAAUUAAACAAAUAGAAUAUGCAAGAUCAUAAUGGGGCCAUCGUUGCCUAACCGUUAGUUAACCAUGCUCGCUCCUA